This is a messenger RNA of Aricia agestis (brown argus), 4485 nucleotides long. RefSeq lists its product as uncharacterized. The record is from RefSeq and is a predicted model, not a curated record. The coding region runs from base 413 to 4285 and encodes 1290 amino acids. Lineage: Eukaryota; Metazoa; Arthropoda; Insecta; Lepidoptera; Lycaenidae. The transcript has 11 exons.
CUCUUGAACAACGAACAAGUUUCGAGACACAAGUUUGAUCAACAUUCAACAGUUUUGUGAACUUUUUGCAGUUAACAGAUUUAGUUUAAACGAUUUCUGGAACUUAUUUGUUGAAAAGCUUAGUAAAAGUUAUAUUUUAAUGCACAAUAAACUUUAUGCCACGCGUAUGUGAAGAAAACAUUGGUGCUUUGUUUUGAAACGAUUGAAUGUUGUUUUUUUCUGGUGUAAAUAUAAAUAGUUCGUAAGUUUUGGCCGGUCCAUAUGUUGAAAUAAGAAUUCAUAUCAAAUCUACGGUUCUAACACAGUUGGUGACUCUAAUUUAAAAGUUUGUUAAUGUUUUCGAACAUAAACGUUCGGUGCACACUGCUCAUGCAAAUUAGUUUUUGAAAUUUAAAAUGUAUUUUACUUAUAAAUGAUGUUGGCACAGCCUAAAAAUAGAGUUCAAGCAAUUAAAUCUAAAUUUGAAAGCCUCAGUGUCGAAAACGAUGUGUUGAUCGUCGGGAAAAAAAGCGCCCAGCUGAACAAACAGACGAGUCUUACUCAUAAAACCCAAACAGAGGCGUGCAGACUCAUCAAGGAUCGCUUUGAAAAUGAACCAUUACUGCAAGAAGAUAAACACAACAAUGAAUGUGAUUCAUCGAACAUCGAGUGCUCUAUUGAACCCAACGCGAGCUAUCUGUAUAGCAUCAGUGACGUGAGGAAGAGCUUCAGCGACGGCAAGACCGCUCUGAGCCGCCAGAGCAGCGACCCCGGCAAAAAAUUACACAGAAGUCACGCCUUCAGGUGCGACCGAAGCAUCAAAAUCAACUCCAGCCCCAAACGUCACGGCAGCUGUAGUGGCAGAUCUGAAACUGGAGAUUUUACUCUAAAAAUGGGUGAAAAGAAACUUAGUAAAGAUAAAUUAAAACAGUUGGGCAACUUUCUUGAAAUUCAGAUGAAGAAAGAGAAUUUUAAACCAUCUAUAGAUCCUGUUUUUAUUGUUGGUGAAGUGCGGGAAGUGACAAGUGAUUCAGUUCCAGACUCUGCGGUCCCCAAACACAUUCUGGAUCAAUAUGCUAAAGUAACCAAGGCUAAGAAGGAGGAUAAAUUGGAUUCUAUGACUGACAGCGGAAUCAGCUCAGAAACAGAGAAUUUAGAAGAAAAUAAAUUGAAUAGAGUACAUAGAAGUGGGUCCAAAAUAGCACCUGUAGAAAAUGAAGCACAUCCAGAUAAUUCUAAGUUUUGUAAAACUAGUAUAUCAACAUCUUCACUGGAAAAUAGUGACAAUAUUAGUAACCCAGAAAUUCCCACUUCAGAUUUAGGAUCUAAAGGUGAUCUAUAUGCAUCAAGUGAAACGAUGCGUUUAGAAAGAAAGAAUCCUCAUCUGAAGCUUACCGAUACAUUGAAGAAAGCUUUGAAGCAGCCUCUUCCCCCAGGGCCGCCACCCGAAAAGCCCCCCAGGACAUUUGCAGCAGCUUCAAAUGAAUCGGAGAAACCAAAAAAAGAUGUCAAGAAAAUGUUAGAAAAGUUAGAGGAGGCUGUACAGAAACGUGAAGGGCGAAAAAAUAUUUACGACAUAGUAGAGGAGGAUGAUACGAAGAAAGAGGCACCAAAAUCUAAAGAAAUACAUUAUCUGUGUACAAAUAUUUUAGAUACCACAAGGACCCUGGCGCCAAUAAAUGACAACAUAAAGACACCAAUCUCAAAUUGCCUGAAUAAACUAAAUUGUGCCAUAGUUGCCAACUCGACGCUGAGUUUGCCAUACACAAAGCUAAGUAACGACACAAAUCCCUGUUGCUCCUGCAGCAAGGAGAACUUGAAUGACCAUAAAUGGUUGAGUACAUUCAAGGACCCUGAAAAGUGUGUGAAGUGCCAAGUCAAUGAAACAACUGUAGGGUUCAAGUGUCAUGUGAACUGUGCUUGUAAAGAGAGUAAAAAGUCUGAAUUUUAUGUGAAGGAUAGUGAUAUCCAUAUCUACGAUGAACCCUUUGAGGUGACUAAGACUGAUGGACAUUACGGUAUCCUGAAUUCCUGGAAAGCCGAAGGUGCUAGUCGCAGUAUGGAAGACUUGAAACCUACAGAAUCAGAGGACCAGAAGAUCUACGACGAACCAUGCAUCACGAGACACAGCGAACCUCCCAAAACGGACUUCCAGAAGCUGAUAGACAACUUCGAGAGGCCAAUCCAACCGAAGAACCUCAACGACAAGACCUGGAAGUCUUCCGAGAACGUCUGCGACGAUUACAAAGCCGCUAAGAAGGCUGUAGUCACCAUGUUCGCUACUGAGCCCAAGAGGUACAAAAAGAACGAGAAAUUGAGAGACCAGAAGAAGGAUUGCCAAGUCGACGUGGAUAGAGAGAACCUCAAUCGGCUGAUGUCGGAGAUCUACGAGACGGUGACGGCGGCUUGCAACAUGGCCGACAACAAGCCCGGCAGCUUCCCCACUGACGCCGCGGACACCACCAGCGAAGAAUCCGUGAGGCUGACGCGCAGUCUCACUGAGAAGCGCAAGAACUAUGUGCGGCGCGUCUCCUCUCGAGUCGCCUACCUGGAGCCCAGGGUCCGGAACCGGCGCUUCCGCCACGAGACCUCCGUCUGCUCCACCAAGUCCGAGUGCCUAGAGAACCCCUACUCCACCUUCCGCUCCUGGAAGAGCUUCCGCAACUCCCAGGGGAACCUAUCCAGGGACAAAAUGGAGCGAAGUGAAUCCACGGACUCAAAAUGCAAUUUGACGGAUUCGAGCGGGAAUCUGUUGUCUAUGGUCAACGAUAGCAUGGACAAUUUGAGCAUAGACGAGAAGACGGGGUGUGUUGAUAUCGAGCUGCCGUUUGAGCCGCGUGAGCGGGGACUGUUCAACGUGUGUCUACUGGUCGGCCUGAACUACUUCAAGGGACAGGCCUACGUCAAGAGCGUGUUCCCCAGCCAGGUGCGAGUCCCGCCGCACAUCGAGAGCCUGAUAUUCCCGGAGACGCUGAGCGGCGGCACGGGCGAGCUGGCGGGCAGCAGCGGCCAGUGCUACUCGCUCGUGCUGACCGACGAACGCGGCGAGAGAGCGUACGGGUAUUGCCGGCGCGUGUUGCCCGAAGGCGCUACGACCUGUCUUCCGCUAUGUUACUGCCUCAUAGGGAAGUACAGGGCACCUGGCUUUUAUUAUAAGAUAUUAAAGGAGAUAGAAUCUCAGCACGGCAACUCGGAGUUGGAAAUUAACGAUAUACUCCAGCAACUGUUCGAGACGGAUUUCCCGGCGCCCGGCGAGCAGAUCACGCUCACGUACCGGCCGUCCGGCGACCGGACCGCGUCCGUCACCGUCCGGCGGGGGACGGACGAGGAGGCUGAUGAGGAUGUGGAGAACAAUAACAGCCCCAAGUCGUAUGGCCCGAGGCGUGCCGUAAUCCGUCGCGGUAUCGAGCCGAGAGCGGACGAGCACAACGCGUCUGCGCUGCUCGACGCGUUGGGGGCGGGGCUGCUCGUCAAGGUGUUCGGCUCUCUACUGCUGGAGCGGAAAGUCGUUAUAGUCGGCGACCACCUCGGCAUGGUGUCGUCGUGUCUGGAGGCGCUGCAGGGCGCGCUGUACCCGUUCGUGUGGCAGCAGCCGCUGAUCUCCGCCAUCCCCGCGGCCAUACAGCGCGACGUCCUGGAGGCGCCGCUGCCCAUACUCGCCGGCAUGCUGCGCGCGCCCGCCCUGGACGCCAGCCAGCUGCUCUUCGAGGAGGGCAUGUUGAUUGAUCUCACGAACCCGAACAAGGUGCUAUUCUACCAAGGGGACGAAGCCACGAUCCUGCCGACGGCGAGCUACAAGACCCUCAAGACCUCGCUCCAGAUGGAGUCCAGCAAGAGCCGGGACAGACAGGAGGACGAGAGGACCAGGAAUGUGAUGAUCUACGAGGCCUUCCUCAGGUUCUUCGUGGAUAUCCUGGGUGAUUUCUGGAAGUUCUUCUCCGCGGGCGAAGUGACGGAGGGCGCUCUCGGCAAAAACGGUGUAGUGUUCGAUAAGGAGAACUUCGUUCGAAGCGCGAAGUCGAAGCAGGUGCAAUACUUCUUGGAGUGGUUCACGGAGACGGCGAUGUUUAACCACUUCAUACAGAACAUGGCCGUCAGCUACCGCCAGGAGGUGGGGGAAGCUCCCUUCGAGGAGGCGGGGCUGGUGGACACCCCCCUCCCCGACUUCUACGAGCUGUUCCACGAGCGAGUGAGAAGUAGGACCAAGUCCGAAAAUAAACUUAACGACUCCAAAGUGAACUACAAAAGUGCUGUCAAUAAAAAAGUGAAGCUACUAAAGACGAAACUCAGAGAUUUGGUCGCUUGAAGUGAUAAGUGAGUGAAAUGUUACUGUAAAGUGUUUAUGAUGAUUGAGUAUAGCAUGUUAUUUUAUUGUUGCUGAGAAUGUAUUGAACAUAGUUUAAAUAGCAUAGUGUAUAAUUUUAUGUAUAGGUGAUAUUAAUGGGUCUGCACGAUUAUGCUUUGCAAUUUUUGUAAUAAAUAACCAUUUUUUUAAAACAGUGUUUA